CAUGCUUGAAUUAUCAUUCUGGUUCUCUCAUGGUUUGUGGUUUGCGAGAGAAGGAAAAGAGAGAACAGCGACCUUUUCCUGGCAUCUCUCUGAUCAGUCGUCACCAAUUCUUCAUUUUUUCUUCCCUUUGCUCUUCAUCAUUUUCAGAAGGUGAUGGUCUAUUUCCUCUGCAAGGAGAUAGAUGGACACAUAGCUUCCGGUCGAUAGGCCACAAUCAGGCGGAAAGAGAGAGAGAGGGCUGGGGAUCCAAGGAAGAGAGCAAAGAGAAGCAAGAAAGGAAGAGCAAUAAAGCUACCCAGUACUCAGAGAGACAACGAUGGAUGCGUUUUAAGGCUCCUGUACAAGAACCUGCAGCUUUCGUAAGGCAGAUCUUCCUCAGAUGACAUGGUUGUAUUAACUCUACCACCACCGCCUCCGUCGCCGCCGCCAUCAUCACCAGCACGCCUGCCGAGCCGCCGGAGAGGAGGGAAGAAGAGAAAAUCAGAAACAACGAGCACCAAGAGCGGGAGGGAGUAGGCUUCACAAGUGCUUAAUUCUAUGUCCGAGAGCCUGCAAGAAGGAUGCUUCGGAUUCACGGAUGCUUUUGGGAGGUUAGGAGUUCAGAGCCAGGAGCAACCUCAGAUCCAGACAACCAAGAUCGCUCAACAAUCCGGCCUCUCCAAAUUGAGGAACUUUCCGGGGUCGUCGAGCCUUGAUAACAUCCUGGAAGAUCAACAGCAGGAGCAGCACCAAGAAGGUAACAUCCAUAGAUACCGGAACGCAACCAUGAUGCUUUCAGAGAUGUUCAACUAUCAACAAGGAGACGAUCUUCUUGGGACUCCAUCCAACCUCCAUGGGAAGCCGGGAGAUGUUCUCAAUUGGAGGAGGAGUCACAACAGCAGCAGCAGCAGUAGCAACAACAACAUGAACAGCAUCACCAAUGAUUGGUACAGUUCAAAUAGGCAAGGGUCAGUCUUGAACCCACUCCAUGUACCACACUUGGGAGUGGCAAAGGAAGUUGGCAUCGGCAGUAUCCAGGCCGCCCAUGACGGCGAUGACCAAGAUCACGCCAAUAAUAAUGGAGGGAACACCAGCAACCAGAAAAGUAAUAGCAGUAGGCAAGAUAAUAACAGUAGUAGUAUAGGGCAGCAUCAUAUUUCCAGCAUAAAUGCAGACGCAGCAGCCAUGCAGCUGUUCUUGAUGAACCGCGAGCAGGAGCAGUCUUCAGCUCCACAACACAUGCUUCUCCCCAACCCCCUCCUCGACGGCCACCAAUUCCACCAGCUGCAUCCCAAUUUCCUGCAGUCCAUGGCUUUUCCGGCGAGUGGCAACAGCACGAUUCCGUCGUCAAUACAGCUGCAGCAGAUGAACUGGGCAGCCGGCAAGAGCGCUGCGGAAUUAGGGAAGGUACCGGAGAAUCGAGGUCUUUCGCUAUCGCUGUCGUCGCUGCAACACCUUGAGGCAGCGAUGCAUGGUGAUGAACCAGCAGCUACUGCGGCUGUUGGGGGAGGGAAGGGGGAAGAAUUGAGGAUGGACGGUGAUGCUUAUUACGCUCCCCAUGCUCACCAGAGCGCUUUGUAUUCACUGAGAAGUGGUAUUGGAAUCAACAGUGUUGUUGGUGCUGCUUCUGGGGGCGGUGCCGCUGUGCCAAGUCUUCAAGCUCUGCAGGUUCACCUAUGCUCGAACCCAUUAGCCUCGGUCUCGGUUCACUCGUCCAUGAUCCUCAGGAGCUCAAAGUAUCUACGAGUCGCACAGGAGCUUCUGGAGGAAUUCUGCAACGUGGGGAGGGGCCAGGUGAGGAGCAGAAGGAUAGGGAAACAAGAUUCUUUCAAAGGGGGCUCUACGAACAACACGGGGGAGGGUAGCCUUUCCGCCUCUAACCCGUCAUUGUCUUCCUCUGAAAGAUUUGAGCACCAGAGAAAGAAGACCAAGCUGCUUGCCAUGUUAGAUGAGGUGGAUCGAAGAUACGCCCACUACUGUGAGCAAAUGCAACAGUUGGUGCACUCGUUCGACUCGGUGCUGGGGAUCGGUUCGGCGAUGCCUUACACCUGCUUAGCGCAGAAGGCCAUGUCCAGGCAUUUCCGGUGCCUGAGGGACGCGAUCGCCGAUCAACUCAAGAUAACGAGUGAGCUCCUGGGAGAUAAGGACAGCGGAGGGAUAGCGGGCAUCACGAAGGGGGAGACUCCAAGGCUUCGACUUCUGGAGCAGAGCCUAAGGCAGCAGAGGGCGUUCCAUCAGAUGGGCAUGAUGGAGCAGGAGCCAUGGCGACCUCAAAGAGGACUUCCUGAGCGUUCUGUCAGCAUUCUUAGAGCGUGGCUCUUCGAGCAUUUUCUUCAUCCGUAUCCAAGUGACGCCGAUAAGCAUCUGCUUUCUCGACAGACCGGCCUUUCCAGAAGCCAGGUCUCGAACUGGUUCAUUAAUGCCAGGGUCCGGUUGUGGAAACCCAUGGUAGAGGAGAUGUACCAAGAAGAAGCCAAAGAAGAUGCUGGCCCUGCGGGUUCUGCUGCUGCUGCCGCUGCAGGCGGUGCAGAGGGCGCAGCGUCGUCAGGCGGCAAAAGAUGCGAUGUCAAUACGGCGGAAAAGGAUGAGACGUCCAAUCCUGCAGAGACCGCAAUCAAUAAACACACCAAUCUGGCAGCAGCUGCAGCGGCUGCAGCAGCGGCGACUUCCAGCAGCAACAAUAACAACUACCACCACCACCGCCACCCCCCAUUUCCCGAGGGCCAAAAACACGGCGGAAACCUCCAUCUAAGCGACACCCCACCACCGCUUGGACCGCCCCUGGCCGCAGAUCCCGCCCCCUUCGACUUUUCGGGAGCCGGGUUCGACCAGAAGACCAGAGUCAACGUCGAACCGGGUUUGACAGCGCCCUUGGGGUACGGGACGAGCGGGAUGUACCGGGCCCGUGACCUCAACCACAUCUCGCUCACUCUGGGGCUGAGACACGCCGGCGGGUUGCCGGAGCAGCGCAGGUUUCCGGCGGUACCCGAGGGUCGGGGAUUCAAUUAAACCGGAGAAAUCCAAGUCCUUAGGGGCCUCGCCGGCGGAGUACAGAGAAGGGAUGAAGAGUCAUUGUCUAGAGGGAUAAGGCUGAGACAGGGCUCAGGGUUGCGUGGAUGCAUGGGUGCAUGGCUGGACAUCGUCAGGUACGUUCUCGGUAUCCAUAUAUUUGUACGUCAUAUGUACGCUUCUUAAAUGGAGGAAAAUCCUUUAUUCGAAUAUUUAUAGCUAAAUUUUAAUUUAUAUCGUGUCAAAGCGACGUGAUUGAAUACGUUGAUAAUUUUUUCGGGUUUCUUUGUGUAGGGAUAUAUUUAUAAUAAUCGAUUGUUUGCCA
Nymphaea colorata (pocket water lily) is the source of this 3313-nucleotide messenger RNA. Its product is annotated as BEL1-like homeodomain protein 4. The record is from RefSeq and is a predicted model, not a curated record. Gene Ontology annotation, molecular function: DNA-binding transcription factor activity, RNA polymerase II-specific; RNA polymerase II cis-regulatory region sequence-specific DNA binding. Gene Ontology annotation, biological process: regulation of transcription by RNA polymerase II. Lineage: Eukaryota; Viridiplantae; Streptophyta; Magnoliopsida; Nymphaeales; Nymphaeaceae. The transcript has 5 exons. Bases 538 to 2988 code for a protein of 816 amino acids.